AUGCUGUUGCUUCCCUGUGUCGAUCCGUACCCGCGUCUCUUUUGUCUUCUUGUUUUUCUGGACAGCUACCUCGGUCUUAACCAGGAGAGGCUAGAGGGAGACGAGUACCUCCAGGUGGUGGAUGAGUUCGUUGCGGCGGUCAAGGCCAGGUGGCCAAAGGCCUUGAUUCAGGUGGACGCCAUUGUCGUCACGGAUGGAUCGAGGAUACUCGGGCUCGGAGACCUGGGCAUGAACGGUAUGGGCAUCUCGAUUGGAAAGCUAAACCUUUACGUGGCGGCCGCGGGCUUCCACCCGGCCCGCGUGCUCCCCUGCGUCAUCGACGUCGGGACCAACAACAAGAAGCUUCUGGCGGACGAUAGGCGCAAGUGUAUGCGCACGCGCAACCGAACCGUAUUUGUGCGCUUUCUCUGCAUUGCGAAGGUUUGGUCGUUCUCGUUGACACCUUGGCCUGCCCCGUUCGUGGUGUGCGGGGCCGGCAGCGCCGGGAUGGGCGUGGUGCAGUGGCUGUGCAAGGCGAUGGAGAAGCACGGGGCCCCUCCUGACGAGGCUGCAGGUGGGUGCCUCGUGGAUGAUUGCUGA
Ectocarpus sp. CCAP 1310/34 is the source of this 579-nucleotide messenger RNA. The record is from the annotation of a GenBank genome assembly. Lineage: Eukaryota; Phaeophyceae; Ectocarpales; Ectocarpaceae.